Messenger RNA from Monopterus albus (swamp eel), 2340 nucleotides. RefSeq names its product alanine--glyoxylate aminotransferase 2 (gene agxt2). The transcript is spliced from 14 exons. The record is from RefSeq and is a predicted model, not a curated record. Gene Ontology annotation, biological process: glyoxylate catabolic process. Gene Ontology annotation, molecular function: L-alanine:glyoxylate transaminase activity; pyridoxal phosphate binding. Gene Ontology annotation, cellular component: mitochondrion. Bases 140 to 1702 code for a protein of 520 amino acids. NCBI's taxonomy places the organism in Eukaryota, Metazoa, Chordata, Actinopteri, Synbranchiformes, Synbranchidae.
CAGCGGACUGCGAAGAAGAUGAUCAUCCACCCGCCCCCCUCACACCCCCCUCACACCCUGUUUACCUAGAGAUAAAGUUUGCUGCUGAGUGUCAGUGUCAGUGUGAAGGCAUUGUCUAUCCUCUGUGAAGGUGCUCAGCAUGUAUAAAGUUGUGUCCUGUCUCAGUGGACGUGGUGCAGUCUCACAGGGACAGUCCAGAUGUCGGGCCAGUUUGAACAGAUUCCACUUAGCAAGUGGGGCAGUAUGUCAGAAAUCAACCUUCUCAUACCCUCCCAAAGAAGUCCCAGAGAUGCCCCCAUGCAAUUUCAAACCAGAGGAAUACAAGGGUAUGUCCAAAGAGAGAAUGAUGGAGAUCCGCAGACUGAACUGCAACCCCAUGACCAUGAAGGUCACCUACUAUAAGAAACCAGUGUUCGUCCACCAGGGAUACAUGCAGUGGCUGUGGGAUGUGGAUGGGAAGCGAUACCUGGAUCUGUUUGCCGGUGUGGCUACUGUUAUUGCGGGCCAUUGCCAUCCGAAAGUAACUGCAGCUGCAGAGCAGCAACUGAAGAGACUGUGGCAUACCACUAACAUCUAUGUCAAUCCUUUUAUCCAUGAGUACUGUGAGAAACUAGCUUCCUACUUACCAGAUCCUCUUAAGGUGAUAUAUCUGACCAACAGCGGCUCAGAAGCCAAUGACCUGGCUAUGUUGAUGGCUCGGCUCCACACUGGCAACUAUGACAUCAUCACUUUCAGAGGAUCAUACCACGGUGGCAGCACAUCAGCUAUGGGUCUUACAUCCGUUGAAGCAUAUAAAUUCCCCAUUGCCAAUGGCAUAGGUUGCACAAAUACCAUGUGCCCUGAUGUGUUCAGAGGUCUAUGGGGAGGAAGCCACUGCAGGGACUCUCCUGUGCAGACCAUCAGAGAGUGUAGCUGUGCCCAAGGUCAUUGCAUGGCACAAGAACAAUACAUUGGACAACUACAGGAGACACUUGCUACUAGUGUCUCACGUCGAAUUGCUGCUUUCUUUGCAGAGCCUCUUCAGGGAAUCGGAGGAGCGGUGCAGUACCCUAAAAACUACCUCAAGGAGGCUUAUAAGCUUGUGAGAGAGCGAGGAGGGGUCUGCAUUUCUGAUGAGGUUCAGACUGGAUUUGGGCGAACAGGAAGCCACUUCUGGGGUUUUCAAGGGCAUGAUGUCAUUCCUGAUAUAGUUACAUUGGCAAAGGGUAUCGGUAAUGGAUUCCCAAUGGGAGCCAUUGUUACAACUCCAGAAAUUGCAGCAUCAUUUGCCAAGGGGGCUCACUUUAACACCUUUGGAGGAAAUCCUUUGGCUUGUGUGGUUGCUUCAUCAGUGCUGGAUACUAUUCAAGAGAACAGCCUGCAGCAGAACUGUCUUCAUGUGGGCACCUAUCUGAUGAUAGAACUCGCAAAACUCAGAGACAAGUAUGAGAUCAUCGGUGAUGUCCGUGGAAAGGGCCUGCAUAUCGGUGUGGAAAUGGUCGAAGACAGGGUGAGCAGAGCGCCACUUUCUCCUCAGGCAAUAAGCGAGAUCUUUGAGGACAUCAAGGACAUGGGAGUCCUGAUAGGGAAAGGAGGAAUGUACGGACAGACCUUUCGCAUCAAACCCUCCAUGUGCAUCACAAUGGAAGAUGCAGAUUUCUUCAUAGCUGUUUUUAACAAGUCCAUCCACAACUACAUGGAAAAAAAGAUGAACGUCUCAUAAAGGCCCAGAAUCCAACUUGGGAACAUUCUCAGCAGCGGAUUGCAUGUUUUAUACAUCUGUUAACAUGGAAAAAAUAGUCUUAUUUGAGAUAGACCACCUCUUGUUUGCUUUAACAUAGCCAUUGUAAAAGGGAAUUUCUUCAACUGUGUGCCUCUCUAACAACUGAUUAAGUUCAUUUUGCCCUUUUUGGAUCUACUGAAUUGGGUGUAAAGUAACAAAUGCUUUCUUGAGAACUGUAGAUGUUAAUGAAAUAAUAAUGAAUCUGUGACCUUGAGAAGCAGCUACCCACUAUCCCCUGCAGGUGUUUUUGUAAUAUUCUAUAUCUUUCUUGUACAGAGAACAGCCAUGGUCUUAAUGAUCUUUUUAAUCCAGUCAUGUCUUAAAUUGCAUUAUCUUGGGAUAAUGGGUUAAUUAACUUGUUAUUGCUGAAAAAUAAAAGGAUGAAUAUCUUGUUUUCACUAGAUAAAAUAGGGGAUUUUUCUUUAUGAAAAUGAGCUAACUUAGUCUUGAGGAAACAUCUUGAUGUCAGUGCAUUUUUAGACACUAGCAGCGUGGUUUGAGGAAUGGCACUGUUGGUUUGCAUAAACAAUUAAUUAAAUUAAUUAAUUAAAACUGUCUUUACAUGUGAGUUUCAUUUC